GUCUACUCUUAACAUGCUGGCCACAUUCUCGGAGACUUAUCCGAGUCUUAAUACUCUGCUUCGAGCCGCACCACUCACGUUAUGGCAUGAUCGGCAAGCAGGUCUCUCCAUACAACCCAUUUGAAAAUCCUACCUCUAAUCAAAAUCAUUGAACGACCCCUAAUAUAAUAAUAUGAUUGUUCAUAAUAAGAGGACCAAAUCCAAUACAUGGGAAAAUGAAGGCACCAAGUCAGGGGAGCGCAUCCUGACCUGUUGUAUUAUACCAUAACCAUUUUUACGAUCUUACUUAUAGUCUCUACUCGAGCCUGUUUCGUCCCGGACAACACGGCAUGGCCGUAGAGCCGUGGACCUUCAACCUUGAACCUUGAACCUCCUUAUAAAUAUAUUUAUAAGGAGUUAUAGUUAUUUAAGACUACUUGUUUUUUCCAUUGAUUCUAAUCGCAACACUGUUGUGAGCCCGCAUCGCACCGAAGCAGCUCUUGUUGCAAAAACAUUCACGACGCCUAUCUCAAACUACUCGAAUCGAUCGAAAGAUUACAAUCUGGUAUGGCGCAAUCUUCUUUUUCCACUACCGGAAUCGUUCUCGUAACUAGGGGAAAUUGAUCUAAUACAUAAAUCCCAUAAGGAGCGUAAACAGAACAUGGUAGUACCUCAUCUUGAUGUCUUGGUCAGAUGAAGUACGGCUGGUGCUACUAGAACUUUUCCCGCCCCCCCAGCCCCAUUGCCUCUUGCAUUUUGUUGCCUCUCUCUUCAUCAAUCAGAUUUAUACGCAUUUUGUCCGAUAACGAUCAGAAGUACUUGUACCUUGGUUUCUUGUUGUGGUUGUCCGAUCAUCCUGCCAUCGUCCUUGUCCCGACGACCACCAAGCAGAUAUGUUGCAGGAGAGGGAGGAAACACUACCGUAGGACACAACUACAACUAAAUUUAGAAGAACAAGGAGGACAUUUUUUUCCUGUUAUUCUUGACGACGUCGUGGCCUUGGUUUUUUACAACUCUGUUAGAUGAAGAAGAAAGUGGACCAGAACGAUCAUAAGUAAAACUCUUAGGCAGGCUGGAAGAACAAGAAACCACUUCCAGAAAGCCGCUCUCGUGGAGGAGGAGGACUACAUCUCCGUUGGUCCCAAGAACAAGACGAACACUGAGGAGGACUACAUCCGUAGCAACAACAACAACAAAGGGGUCAAGGACACGAACACGAACUUCUACACAA
Molecule: messenger RNA, 1210 nt
Organism: Amoebophrya sp. A25
Lineage: Eukaryota; Dinophyceae; Syndiniales; Amoebophryaceae
Source: the annotation of a GenBank genome assembly